Penicillium waksmanii is the source of this 1503-nucleotide messenger RNA. Its product is annotated as fungal specific transcription factor domain-containing protein. Bases 1 to 1503 code for a protein of 500 amino acids. The transcript has 4 exons. Gene Ontology annotation, molecular function: zinc ion binding; DNA-binding transcription factor activity, RNA polymerase II-specific; RNA polymerase II cis-regulatory region sequence-specific DNA binding. Gene Ontology annotation, cellular component: nucleus. Gene Ontology annotation, biological process: DNA-templated transcription; positive regulation of transcription from RNA polymerase II promoter by galactose. NCBI's taxonomy places the organism in Eukaryota, Fungi, Ascomycota, Eurotiomycetes, Eurotiales, Aspergillaceae. The record is from RefSeq and is a predicted model, not a curated record.
AUGAAAGGGUAUAUUGGAUCGGUGCCAUUUACAGAGGAAGGAGUUCCCCAUGUCACUUUGGAUCCUGGGAACAGUACCGUGGAAAAUGAGACUCAAAUUCUCUCCUUCGAUGAGAGAAGCUCUCUUCUUGAUUCUUAUCUUGAAGCCACCAGCGGUGUUCUAGAUCUUCUGACGGCAUAUGAGCUCGAAACCCUUCUUUCUGAUAAUCAGGGCAUUCUCACUCAGUCUUCACGUGUUUCUGGCGACCUGAAAGCCAUAUUUGACCUCGUGUUUGCCAUUGGAGCCCAGGCACGAGGAGUUGGCAAUGACCCGCAGAUUUCCACUUCUCAUUUCCUGCGCGCCCGUGGUACGGCUUUUCAGGGAAUGUUGAUGACCCAAACUUUAGAUAUGGUGCGGCUAUUUACUCUUCUCACGUUCUAUACCCUCGGUGCCUGCAACCGAAAUGCCGCAUCGAUGUUUCUGAGUGUUGCAGCAAAAGCUGCCGUCAUUUUGAGCCUCAACGCCACCGGAAAUCAUCAGAACUCCUCAGAAGAAGAGAUAUGCGCCAGGGUUUGGAUCAGCGUGCGAAACCUUGAUGUUUUGAGCAGCUUCAUUUUCGGGCGACCGAAAAGUUUACCCGCUCUUGCCACCGAUUGGCUUGAGUCUCCACAAUAUGAUCUUGGACGUGGGCGAAACUCAUGCCCCUUGUUUACUGCAAUGGCCAAAGCUUGCAAUCUACUUGAUCAGAUCGUUGAUACUCUAGGGAUUAACGGAAAUAUUCUCCAUGUUCCUGCUGCCGAGGAUCUGCUUAGAGCACCUGCGACAGUGGAGUCGAGAAUUGCCUCCGCAUAUCCGUCAGUUUCCGGUGAAAUGCAAUACGAAUGUCACGCUGCAACCUGCCGAUCGCCAAGCACUGCUUGGGAGCCUACACAUAUGGGGCGUGCAUUACUUCGCCGUACUGCUGAUUACGCGCCCAUUUCUCGUGGCAUACUUGAUGUCGAGAUUACGUGGGCGUGGGUCUUCGGCGCGGGCUUGGUCCUUGGGUUCUCAGUAUUCGCUGGGGAGCCCCGCAAAGACAUCGAGAGUGCAUUCCACAAUGCGCACAUCAUUCUGGGAGAUAUUGCAUUAACUAGCCCUCAAGCUAGGUUGUACCGCAACAUACUCACGAGCUUUGCCGAGGCAAUAAAUAAAUACAAACAGCGAGUGACCGACGAAAGAGAUUAUACUGUACAACAUUACAUGGACCGGGUGUUGAUUUUUGACGGAUCGCUAGAUGGUGAGAAUACCAGUGAAGAACGCUUCAGCACUAUUUCUCCAGUGUUGAGCUAUGGAUGGCAAUCAUAUUUGGCUACCACUUCCCAGUCGCAAUCGGUGGUUGAUUUAGCAGGUCUACCACCGUUCUCGGAUGUGAACGAACGCUUUGAUGUAGGACAUGAUGACUGCGCAGGAGUCGGACCUGGAUUUCUGGACUGCUUGCAACCGGAGCUUGAGUCAUUCGAUCAUUUGUUCUACACGGUUGAGUAA